AUGUCGGCCGUUCAACCUGUCGCAGUUUACGCUCUCCGGGUUCCUCCCGGAGCUUUGAUUCCUGCUGUGCCCAAUGCUGCUGCUUCGUUCCGUGUCAGCAUGGCUGCUAUUGACCCUGAUGAGACUCCCGAGUUCGAGGAUGGCGACUCAAGCAAGCCCUCGCGCGCCACCUUGAAGAUUGUUCGCGCUCCUCCCGGUCUCGACCUGGAUGAGGAUGAUGAGGACGAUGAGGACUACAGCGACGUUGAGGAUGACGAGGACUCCGAUGAUGAGGAGGUCAACGGUGGCCCCAGCGACAAGGAGAAGGCCCGCCUGCUGAAGAAGGCUGCCGCUCAAAAGGAACUCGAGGACGCCAUGGAUGAGGACGAUGAGGACGAGUCCGAUGACGGUGACUUCGACCUGAAGGCUGCUAUCUCCAAGCUCAUCAAGGGCAAGGGUCCCGCCGGCGACGAUGACUCUGACGACGAGUCUGAAGAGGGUCUGGACCUCGAUGAGAGUGUCAUCUGUACCUUGAGCCCCGAGAAGAACUGCCAGCAGACCCUCGAUAUCACCGUGUGUGAGGGUGAGCGUGUCUUCUUCAAGGUCACUGGUAACCACACUGUUUUCCUCACUGGUAACUACGUCAUCGGUCUUGAUGAGCGUGAUGAUUACGAUGAGGAGGAGGAUGAUGAGGAUGACUACGACCUUUCCCCCGAUGAGGAGGAGCUCGACAUGGAGCAGCUCCUGGCCAUGGAUGGUGAGGAGAGUGACGACCUUGAUGGCAUGGACGACCCCCGCAUCACCGAGGUCGACAGUGAGGAGGAGGCCCCUAAGCUGGUUGAGACCAAGGGCAAGGGCAAGAACAAGCGUGCCGCCGAGGAGGAGACUCUCGAUGAGAUGAUUACUAAGAGUGCCAAGAAGGCUGCCAAGGAGGAGCCUGUUCUCACCAAGGCCCAGCAGAAGAAGCUGAAGAAGAACAACGGUGAGGCCGCCGCUGUUGAGACCGAGGCCAAGAAGGAGGCCAAGACCGAUAAGAAGGUUCAGUUCGCCAAGAACCUUGAGCAGGGUCCCACUCCCUCCGGUGACAAGCCCACCGGUACCCUCGGUGUGAAGGAGGUCCGUGGUGUCACCAUUGACGACAAGAAGCUCGGAAAGGGCGUUGCUGCUAAGAGCGGUAACACCGUCGCCAUGCGCUACAUCGGUAAGCUCGAGAACGGCAAAGUCUUCGACUCCAACAAGAAGGGCAAGCCUUUUACCUUCAAGCUCGGCCGUGGUGAGGUCAUCAAGGGCUGGGACAUCGGUGUUGCCGGUAUGGCUCCCGGUGCUGAGCGCCGUCUCACCAUCCCUCCCCAGCUUGCUUACGGCAAGAAGGCCCUUCCCGGCAUUCCCGCCAACUCCAAGCUGAUCUUCGACAUUAAGCUGUUGGAGAUUAAAUAG
Penicillium odoratum is the source of this 1416-nucleotide messenger RNA. RefSeq names its product FKBP-type peptidyl-prolyl cis-trans isomerase. Gene Ontology annotation, molecular function: macrolide binding; peptidyl-prolyl cis-trans isomerase activity. Gene Ontology annotation, cellular component: chromatin; nucleolus. Bases 1 to 1416 code for a protein of 471 amino acids. The record is from RefSeq and is a predicted model, not a curated record. The transcript has 3 exons. NCBI's taxonomy places the organism in Eukaryota, Fungi, Ascomycota, Eurotiomycetes, Eurotiales, Aspergillaceae.